Molecule: messenger RNA, 1493 nt
Organism: Zea mays
Lineage: Eukaryota; Viridiplantae; Streptophyta; Magnoliopsida; Poales; Poaceae
Exons: 4
Coding region: 129-1127 (332 amino acids)
Source: RefSeq, a predicted model, not a curated record
UUUUUUUUAAUUCUCCAGUCCCACUACUUGCACCUCGCACUUUACUCUUUCUCAUCUCUCGCAGCUAGCUUCGAGCUCGCUGAACAAGUGAAGCCAUAGCGGGAGCAGCUACAACGAAGUGAUCCUCCAUGGGCAACACCUUCGGCUUCCGUGGUGGCCUCCGCGCCGACGUCGCCGAUCUGAUGCAGGAUGCUGGCGAACACCUGAGGAGCAGUGGGGUGUUCGUCAAGAGAGCGGUGGCUUCUCAGUACCAAAGCAACCGCACCGGGAACGACGAAAUCGACGAGUCGUCCGCCGAGGAGCUGCGCGACGCGGCGAGCUACGUGCAGCACAACGCGAUGCUGAUCCAGGUGCCGGUGGUAGGGACAGCGAGGACGUUCUGGCGGCUAUCGGACGAAGCCACGAGGAUGAUCAGGAAGCUCGCGUUGAUCCUGAGGAACCACCACUCCGUCUGCAAGUGCCUCGCCGCUCCUCUGCAGGCGUCCAACGUCUGGGUCGGGAGCGCUGGGAACGCCAAGCUAAGGGGGGCGAGGUUCACCGACAAAGGCUUCAGCGUCGAGCGCGUGAGGGAGGACUACAGGAACCUGUCCAGGGUGCUCCAGCAGCUGAUCAGUAUCUCUGGUGGGGAUACCAGCAAACUGCCUCCGGAUUACAUAGAUUUUCUCUCGCUCUUGACGGAGGACAACCUUACAAACAAGGAUGAGUUCUUGGUUGUAAACCAUGCUGCUCUGCUGCCUCUGAAAAACCGUUGUGGUCACAGCACCGAGGCCUUCCUGAUGCUAUACGACAGGAUCGUCAAGUACCUCGGCAAAAGAAACCGAGCGAAGAUGAACAGGAUACUCUCCUGCCUCCCCUACCAGGACGACUGGCUGGACACCGCGACGGCGAAUGCCAAGAUCAACCAGUGGAUUGUGAAUGUCCAGAAUACAAAGGAGUACAGGAAGACUACACUCGAUCUCCUGCGGCUCAACAGAAACGUGAGAAGCCACUUGCACGAGUACGGCCACGACGACGACGUCGAGGAGAUCCUGUACUGUGAGUGGCCCAUGCUGCUCGUCGUCAUGGAGAAGAUGUUGCACCGGGAAGGCGAGCUCCAAGACACGGACAUCGAGAACAAGUUCGGCUAGCCGCUAGCCGGUCUACACUGCAAAACAGAUGAGAUGGAAGGUGUGUUCUGCGUUUCCUGGGGUUGGAAAUGGUGAGCUACUGUUCUUCGAUCUUCUGUGAGAAUGUUCAUGGUGAUGGAGUGACACGCUACCGGUACCUGGUUUGCUUUAUGUAAUAGGCUACCUGCUUUCUCUUGUCCCUUCAACUUGGAAAAGGCAACGCCAGUCAGCUUCAUAAACUGUGGUCUAAAACAUCGCCUUAAAACUUUAAAAUCUUUAUGCUGUAAAGUCGUCUUGUCAUUGAGUUUGCAUUCAUCCUUUAAUCUAAAAUUCUUGUAAAAAAACUCUAUUGCACCAGUUGGGAACCUCCUUCAAAAAGUUUUUCUA